Molecule: messenger RNA, 333 nt
Organism: Chaetomium globosum CBS 148.51
Lineage: Eukaryota; Fungi; Ascomycota; Sordariomycetes; Sordariales; Chaetomiaceae
Product: mitochondrial 54S ribosomal protein YmL31
Exons: 3
Coding region: 1-333 (110 amino acids)
Cellular component (GO): mitochondrial large ribosomal subunit
Molecular function (GO): structural constituent of ribosome
Source: RefSeq, a predicted model, not a curated record
AUGUUUGGGCCGUUCAGAAUCACAAGUUCCCUAAGCGGGGGUCUUCUAUGGAAGAUCCCGUGGCGCCUCUCCCCGACUCAGAAAGCCCGCCAACGGAAGCGGUUACGAGCCGUCGACCAGGUCAUCGAGACGGUGACCAACGCAUUGGCCAAGAAGGGCGAGACCCUCAAGUCAUUGGACCGGUGGAAGGCUGAGAUGCCGACUGAGGCCGAAAUGCUGCCGCGCGACAAGUACACCAUGUUCGACCGGAAAGCAAAGAGAUAUCGCAAGGGCAUUCAUAAACUCCCGAAAUGGACCCGUGUUUCGCAGAGAAUCAACCCACCAGGUUUCUAG